AUGGAGGAAGCAGUGGUGCAAUAUGACGAUGUAAUUAGUGUUGAAACUCAAUUUGCGAAAGCAUUGGAGGAGUAUCAAUUAUCUUUAAAUACAGUCCAUAAUAAUAAUAACAAUAACACAACAACUAUAAAUGAUGACCGAAUAGAAGAUGAUUCCACAUCACAAGCAUUGCCCCAAGAUUUUGUACGGAAAUUUAGUGAGAUUACUGCAAAGAGAGCACUAGAUAUUAAAACUGAAAACAUAAAUGAUGAAGAUAAUUCUUUUGUUAAUGAAGAGUUUAUAAACUGGGAUUUAGAAACAAAAUUAUGGAGAUUAGUUGAAAACCUUUACUAUUCUAGAGUUUUUGAGAGAGAAGACUUUGCAAAUGAAUAUGAGAAACAAAGAUCUGAUUUGUUGGUGAUAUUGGACUGGAUACAAUAUAAUUCAACUAUUGAUCCGAUACCAAAUGAUGAUGAUGAUGAAUCAAUAAAACUUCGAAAUAAGUGGGCUAAUACAAGAGUUGCACUUGAAACAUCGAAAUAUAAUGCAUUAACUGGAGAUGAUGAAAAGGUCAAUUUGGUCGAACAUUUAGAUUCAGAUGCACCAUUAAGAAAUAAUAAAGAGAUUGAACCAAGUGAUAUUGACAUUGACUCUAAAAAUUUCAAAAUAAUAUAUCAAUUAUUGUUAUUAGGUGAGAUUAAAAGUGCAAUAGAUUAUUCAAAAGAUACUGGAAAUUUCACAAUGGCUUUGAUACUAGCUGGCGAAAUGGACAUACGAGACCAAGAAACUGAUGUUUCUAAUUUUAAUAAAGCUACAUGGAUCAAAUUAGUCUAUAAUUUAUCAAAAAACCCAAAUAUAGGCUAUUAUGAAAAAUUGAUAUAUAAUUAUUUGAGUGGUGGUGAUGUGAGUGAAAAUUUGAAGUUAGCGUCUAAUUCUUACGAAGAAUACUUAAAUGUAUUAAUUAGUCAGUUAUUAAGUUAUGGCAUUUUGAAAACUCUGAAAUCAUCAGGGUUGAAAGAUUUGGUUGUACCAGAACCACAAGUUAAGACUUUAGAGGAAAUAUUAAAUGUAAUAUCGGCGGCGACUGGUACCCGAGCUAGUGAGGAAAGUUUUCAUCCUAUUAGAGUCAUAGCUGGCUCUGUCAUGAUUGAAAAAUCUGAAAAUAUCUUUGCAGACUUAACAGAGAAUACUGUGGAUGACAUUUUAAGAAUAGUCACUCAUUUAGCUAUUUUCUUAGCAUUAAUUAAACCACUUGAAAAACCAGAUCAACUAAAUGCCGUCAUUUCAUUAUACGUUUCAAAAUUAUCUGAAAAAGGUCAAAAUGACUUAAUACCAAUCUAUUUAUCAUUCAUACCAGAUGAGGAAGACGCAAGAGAAAUAUAUUCAAUUAUUCUUUCUUCGAUUACAGAUAAACAAGAAAGGUCAAAACAAUUACAAAUCGCUAAAAGAAUUACACAGACUCUUGGUGAUUCAGACGAUCUUGUGGAGAUAGAUCGAGAUCAAGAUCUCAAACUUACAAAUGCAUUAAGAAGAACAGUGGAAAGAGUCAUUGAAGAAACAGCUCCAUAUUACGAACAAUCUGGACCAGUUUUAGUUCACGAUGAAGAUGAUAUACAGAAUUCAGAAGUUGAUGAUAUUGAUUUUAAAUUAUAUUCUUCUGUGGAAUGGUUUUAUGAAAAUAAAAUGUAUGAAAAUGCAAUAAAAGCUACUAUUAUUGUUAUACGUCGUUUCUUAGUUAUGGGAAAACUAUCAAGUUUAAAAAAAUUUGCUGAAGAUAAAAAUUUUAAAAAUUUAAUAUCAGAUUAUAAUUUUCAGAGUUUAAGUAAUGAAGAAAAUAUGGAGUCAGUUACAGAAGAUAUGAAAAAUGAAUUAUUAAAUUAUUCAAAUUUCAUUGAAGCUUUAAAAUUAAUGAGUCAAUGGAGACAAUUUUCUGCUGAUAAAAAUCCAUAUAAUUCAUCAAAUAUAGAUUUAUCAUUAAAUAAAACUAGUAGAGUAUUGACGGAUAUAUUAAAUGAUUGGUUAGUUGAAUUUUCAGAUCCAAUAUUAAAAGAAUUUAGAGUACUUUAUAUUCCAUAUAUAAUUUUGGAGUUACUUACAAUCUAUCAAAAUGCUAGAUCAAAAGAUUGGAAAUAUAUAAAAAUGGCAUUUGAAUUAAUAAAUAAAGUAGCAGAUGAUUCACAAAAUGAUUUUUUACAUUGUUUUAAAUCGAGUGAUAGAUUACAAGAAUUUCUUAAAAGAAUUGGUGAAUUAAGUAUAAUAGCUAGUGAAGGAGGAUUAAAUACAUUAUAUUGUCUAUAG
Lodderomyces pseudojiufengensis is the source of this 2277-nucleotide messenger RNA. RefSeq names its product Nup84p (gene NUP84). The record is from RefSeq and is a predicted model, not a curated record. The transcript has a single exon. The coding region runs from base 1 to 2277 and encodes 758 amino acids. Lineage: Eukaryota; Fungi; Ascomycota; Pichiomycetes; Serinales; Debaryomycetaceae. Gene Ontology annotation, molecular function: structural constituent of nuclear pore. Gene Ontology annotation, biological process: post-transcriptional tethering of RNA polymerase II gene DNA at nuclear periphery; regulation of DNA-templated transcription; mRNA export from nucleus. Gene Ontology annotation, cellular component: nuclear pore; nuclear pore outer ring.